Messenger RNA from Anopheles merus, 4915 nucleotides. RefSeq lists its product as uncharacterized. The coding region runs from base 782 to 1237 and encodes 151 amino acids. NCBI's taxonomy places the organism in Eukaryota, Metazoa, Arthropoda, Insecta, Diptera, Culicidae. The record is from RefSeq and is a predicted model, not a curated record. The transcript has a single exon.
GCCCGUUCUCGUCAUUCUCUCUCGAACCGCCGAAAGAGCCAGUAGCUAACCGACAAAACGGUCGUCACGCGAGUUCCCCGUAACAGUAUACACACAGAGCUGAAAGUGUAUCGUUGUGAAGUGCACAGCGUGUUGCGAAUCGAUCAAAUCGGAAAACCGCGAUAGCUGCAAACGUUUCUCUACACCGUCGUGUGCGAAUUAGUUGUGUCCGUGUAAAGAAAAACACAAACACCUAUACACGGCAAAACCGAACGAAGUGAAAGUUUUGUUUCUGCAGGGAAUGCGUUUUGCGUGCAUCGUCGUUGUUGUAAAGAGGAAAAGAGGCAAAAACGCAUCGUGUUAGUUUUUCUCCAACGCUAACGUGCGCGCGUGUGUAUGUGUGUCCCUAUGCGUUCUCGCUCUAGCACAGAAUUUUACAACGUGCCUCGAACGUGAGCAAAUACAAUAACAGAAAAAGCAACUGCAACAACAACAAAAAUACACCCACCGCGUAGUAAAAUAACAACCCCCCCGUCACGGGUACGGAUUAUCGAUUUUUCGUCCCAGUGUGUGAAAAGCGUGGAAAACGAAAAAAAAACGCUGCUGGAGUACGUGACUACGAGCACAACUUUUCCGUUUGACAGACACCGUAUUUGCCGUUUCGGUGUGCCGCCUUGGUGUGUGAGUGCGUGUGUGUGUGUACGCGCGCUUAUUGUGUGUGGCUGUGCGUAUCGCCACAGCGAAAAGGAAUUGUGUGUUUUGUUUGCGCGUUUGAGCGGUCGCCAAUUUCACGCACGCCAAGAUGGCUUUCAUGAUGCCGGUGAUGAAGAACGAGUUCGACAUCUACAAGGGGCGCCAGCGGCGGAUAUCGGAAUGCUCGAACCAGAGCAACUGCCGGUCGCGCAAGGUGUCGGAAAGCUCGCGCUCCGACUGUCCCAGCCUGUCCACGUCGCCCGGCACCGAAGGGUUCAUGUCGAGCUCGCCGGCCCACCGCAGCCACCCGAUGUACAUGUCCCAUCUGGCCUCCCGGUCGCAGUUUUCCCGCAACUCGUCCCGCACCUCGCAAAGCUCCCUGAUCGCGUCCAGCCCGUCGAAAGCGAGCGCGGGCAGCAGCCCGCCGAAGGGUGCGGCCGGACCGGCCGUACCGGCACCGGCGGCCGCCGGCAGCCAGAGCAGCCUCAACAAGUUCCACAGCCGGCUGGUCGACAAGCUGCGAAAGUCGCUGCGCAAGAGCAAGUCGAGCGAUGGCCGGUCAUGAGAGGGGAAAGGAGCGGGUGCUGGCGCCGUGGAGGGAGAAAGCCCCGAUGCGGCACCGAACCACGAAGACGGCGGCGGCGGCGAUGAUGACGACGACGACGGCAACAACAACGAGGACGAUGACGAGACGCCCGGAGAAGCAAGUCACCAUGGUAGCCGGAUGAGCAGGCGGCUGGAGGACGAGGUGCGGGAAGCUUGCUCGGACAGUGUGCUGCAUGUGCAUCACCGGAAGCCACCGCUACCGCGGACGUCGACAUCGUCCGUGAGGGCGGCGGGCAAGAUCCGCUCCCGACGAGGCACUUACAGUGCGCCACGGUAACUUGGCCGCAGCAGCAGUGGCCGCGAAUGGUGUUCGGUUUUGUUGUGCCCCGGCCGAUUUCAAACAUUUAGAGCAACGAGAGACACGGAUAAGACGAGUAUGGCUUAUUAUUAGUAAACUUAAACAUUAAACUACUUAGAGUAAACGCAGGGCAGCAGCAGCAGCAGCAGCAGCAGUACUAUCAGCAUUAGAGCAGAGUCAAAGAAGGCAUUGCAAUAGUUGAGUGAAGGGGUAGAAGAGAAAACAUUAAACACGGGUGCGCCGCAUUGAACCAGCAACAUAUACACCACACAUACACAGCUUACUUGUUAUAGUUACAGUACGGCUAGCUAAUAUUAAUCACCUAUCACCAUCCCGCUCAUACUAGCAAGUAAUAACAAAAAACAAGUGCGUAAUGCCAUUUGACGGCUCGCCGAAUCAAAACUAUUCAAUAAUACCUGUACGUUUUAAGUGUUAUCAACUAUGCUCGCAAUCGCGUCUCUGGCUCAUAUUAGUAUGUACAUUAGUAUGGGGUGGGCAGGGAAAUGAUGGUUCGUUUCCUGCCUAGUGUUAGGUCCCUUAAGGUAGAACAACUAUUUAUGGAACAAAAACUGCAACUCCUCUCUCUCUAUUCCAUCGAUUCUUUUAACAUGAUUCGUUUCUUCACAAUGCCGGUUCUUUUCAUACGAGGGUAUAUUCCCACCAUCAGCUGCUAAUAAUCACCAAACACACGUUUUGCCAUCGUACGCGUACAUACAUAUCAGUUUCUAGCAGUGUUGAAAAAAAGAGAUUGUUUCUUCUUUCUUCUUUACACUAAUCAAUCCGCAAGGAACCGUACGGUGCCGCAAAUUGUUAUUGGAUCAUAACGGCCGCACGAAGCGAAAAUUGAUACAUACAUAUUGCAGUAUGCACACCCCAACGUUCACAGGAAACAAAACAGAAAAAAAAACAACCUUAUUCAAAACUGUGAUACAUGUUCGGAAUCUGUACAGAAAAGAUCGCACCACAUCUUGUAUUAGAGCGCCAAAGUAGGUAGGAUGCAUGGAGCGAUUUGCUUACGCGAUACGCUCCAACGGCAAUAUCGUAAAACCCAUCCCCAACAACACCCAGUAGAUUACGAUCAACAGGGGAGGGGGUGGGGGGGGGGGGGGCGAUGCAAUCGCAUACGAAAUUCCGCCUUCCGAUCCCUUUCUGUAUUGGACACGAGUUUGAAGGAAGCACAACGAACCAACAACAAGAAACGAAACAAAUUGGACAAUGAAAUUGCAUCCAUCUGGAAAGUGCAUUAGCUGUUUACAGUUUUUUUUUGUUUGUUUGUGUUAGUGCAUGCACGCCUGUACAAUUGGAAGUGGAUGUUGAAUUUUGUGUUUCAAAAAAACGAUACGAAAGAGAAAAAAAAACAUGCAAGUCCUAUUUUGAUUAGCCUGCCCCCGGCAGGUGGCUGCAGUAGGUGGGGGGAGGUAUUUCCUUUUAAACAAGCUACCCCCAUACACAGAGACAUACAAAACACUUACACAAUCUGUGAUUCAUGCUGGUGAGGAAUGUGUUGAUAUCGAAUUGUGAAUGCUUUUAUGUAGCGAAACGAACCGGAGAAGAACACUAAUAGUCGCGCUUCAGCAAUGAGCAUAUAUUUUAAUACCCCUAAAACAAAACAAAAAACGGGGAGGGGAAAAACAUUAGCGCAUACUGUGUUUUGUUUGCGUGUGUGUGUGUAUGCGAAUAGAAAAUUGGAAUUUACAAAACAAUACUAAAAAAGACAGGCGAUAGGGAGGGAGCACAUCUUGCACAGCACAGCGUGCGUGUGUGAGAGAGAGAGAGAGAGAGAGAGAGAGAGUGAGAAAGAAAGAGUGCGCUCGGGAAGGCGGUUAGAUCAAUAUUUAUAGAGCAUAAGUCCCUGGAUCUGUGGGGUGAGAUGGAGGGAAAGAAUUCUAAAAUACGCAAUAGGAUGACUUGACGUAGCCCACACACGUAGCGUGGUGUGGAUGCUUUUUUUGUUUUUUUUUUAUAUCUAUAUGGAAAUUUAAAUGUAUUGAUAACAAAAGGACACGAACUACAUACAAACACCAAUGUGUUUUUUUGGGGUGGCGAUGCUGGGAGUUGGCGCAUUAAUGCGCAGAAUUGAUUGUACUGUAAUGCGAUAAUAAAAUACAAUACACAUACAGAAAUACGCUUAACGUGAAUGACUUAACUAAACGGACACAUGUACAUUUAGCGGACUUCCCAUCUCUCUCACUCUCUUUUACGAUCCAAUUUAAACAGCAGGAGGUCAAACGUGUAAAUGGAUACCCUCCCAUCUCCCUGAUUUUUACUACACGUAAAACGUUGUUUUAAGGUGCAAAUAGUAAAUUUAGACACUUUUUUCCUCUAUCAUGUACUGCUGCUAUACAUCAAGCAAACAAACAUGGCUGCCACGAGGCAGUAAUGUUUUGGAAACCCCCCACCCUUGUUAAUUCGGCCCAUUUCACAGAUUGCUGCGACCUUUCCGGAUCGUUGCUAGAGCGAUAGGUGCAACUCGCAAAAGUUCCGCAAACGUUCCGAUUGGUGAUUUGAGCGAGGGAAAAAGCAUUGGGAUGCACAAUUUUAAAGAUUUUUUUUAAUAGGCGUUGAUAAUUGUAUCUGCACCAGAUAAUUGCAUAUGCUACAACCUGGCUUAGCUUUACGUGAGCGCUAGGAACCGAAGCUAACCAGGCUUUACACCCGGAGGCUCACUUUCGAUUGUUAGUUAAAGACUGUUGCUGGAGUUUUUUUUUUAAUAGUUCCCCCUUUGCGCCCGUUCCUGUUAGCGAUCUUGAUCUUCUCUCGUUGCGUUCCCGUUGCGGAAACGACCUAAAGUUUAGUAGGGUAGUGAAGUCCCAGAAUUGGGACGACUGUAGUGCACCGAUAAGCACAGAGCGUGGUCAUCAUCCUCCACCAGUCAUCAGUCCAUCCAUCCUCCAACCCAUAAUUCAUCGCAUUCUGACCAGUUGACCAAGCGUUUAAUAUUGAUAGCCCGGAGCCGUCACCGGUACCGGGUAUAGCACCAGAAGAAGAUGCUGUUGAAGCAACUGAUCAGCAAAAUAAUAAAUUGUGAUCCAAACAUGUUUAUUGAUCUUCGGUACGUACCAUAGGGCAGCCAUGCAGGCAGACAGGGAGAUGAGCAAAAAAAAAAACAGGGCACAUACCCACACGAAAGACACAUUCCACCUUUGCCAAAUUCUAAGUCACACGUGUGUCUAUGCUAAAGGGGAAAUUUAUUCUGGCAAAAAGCAGAACAAAAAUCGGACAAAAAUUUGGCAGACCAAACUCGAUGCCGGGACUCUAAUUAUCGCCUACUUAGAGAGAAAGAGAGAGAGAGAGAGAGAGAGAGAGAGAGAGAUAGAGAGAGAGAGAAAGAGAGGCAGA